AAUUGUUGGAAAAGUAACCUCUGCUAAUUAAGAGAAAAGUGAGUUAGAGAGAAGUCCAAGUUUGAAGUUUGGGGAUUAAUGGGUUAUUGUGAGAGUUGGGGGAUCCCAAAACACAAAACAAUGCAUUAAACAGUUUCAAGGAUCAUAUUCAUACGGAACAAGCUUCGAAUCUUCCUCUUUGAUUCGAUGCACCAUAAACCCCCCUUCUCGUCAAUCAUACCAACCCAUUAACCCUUCUUCUUCAAAAACAUCAUCUUUCUUCUUUUUCUGUUCUUAUUGUGAAGGAAGAAGCUGUAACUAAUAACAUUCUCCUCAUGAAACCUCUUUAUCGUCACAUUCUUAUCGUUCUCUCUGUUCUCUGUGCUGUCGUUUUGCAAUUCUUCGUCACCCUCUUCAGCUCCAAUGAUGUAUCAUCACAGCCACUGCCACCGAUCUCACGAAUCCCUCUUCUCAAACUCCGUCAUCAUCUACCUCAACAGCAGCAACAACUCAAGGCUCUCCCUUCACCAUCUUCUUCACGAUCCCUUCUCUCUCUUUCUCCCAAGCCAACUACAGCACUGGUUGCUGCUUUAGAUGGGACUAUGUAUUUGGUGGACAAACAGGAGAAUGGCCCCACAAGAGUGAUAUGGUCGUUCUCAACGGGAUCGCCAAUCUACCAUUCAUAUCAAGCUCCUAUUCACAAGGAUAGCGGUAAAGAAAACAGAUCUACACCAAGAAUCAGCGGGUCUGUGGAAUGCGGGGAUGACUGGUCAUUGUACAUGCAUGAUAAACACUUUGGUAAAAUGGUAUUUGGUUUAGUUUACUCUAUAAUAGUUGAGUCAGUAAUUUUUCAAAAGUAAAACUAUUUAUUUUGUGCUGAUUUAUGACUCAUAUCCUGAUUUUGACUAUUUCUUGAAAUUCACCCUAU
Molecule: messenger RNA, 907 nt
Organism: Arachis ipaensis
Lineage: Eukaryota; Viridiplantae; Streptophyta; Magnoliopsida; Fabales; Fabaceae
Source: RefSeq, a predicted model, not a curated record